GUCGGUUCGACCAUUGAUUGUGAAUUCAUCAGCAUUGUAGAGGAUGGUGCUCCAGUCCUCAUACCUUGCUCUUAAAAUACCACCGGUCGCAUUCCAGAAAUCUGCCCAGGGAGGAGGGAAAACCCACCCUUCUGAUGGCUGUACCCUCUCGGGAGAUCCGAUUAUUGCUUCUGUAAACCCUAGCCUCCGAUCUCAUCUACGGAAGAUUUGUAUGCCCGCCUGAUUGCCGUGAGGGUUAUCUUGUGGCCGGACGGCGUGAUCCAGGGUGGGCGGGGAUAGAUGGAACACAGCAGCGGCAGCGGCGGGGUAGAUGGAGGGCAGGGGGCAACGACCGCAAAAAAGGAGAGAGCGUCGGUACCGAACCCCGGAUUGAACGGGAAUGUGCCUCCCCCUUUCCUCAGCAAGACGUACGACAUGGUCGAUGCCCCGGCCACCGAUGCGAUCGUGUCAUGGGGGCCUGAGAAUAAUAGCUUCGUGGUGUGGAACCCGCCGGAGUUUGCUCGUGAUCUCCUGCCUAAGUACUUCAAGCACAACAAUUUCUCUAGCUUCGUUCGGCAGCUUAAUACAUAUGGUUUCAGGAAAGUCGAUCCUGAUCGCUGGGAGUUUGCAAAUGAGGGAUUUUUAAGAGGCCAAAAGCACUUGUUGAAGACUAUCAACAGGAGAAAACCCUCCCAUGUUCACGGGCAUAGCCAGCAAGAGCAGACUCCAUCUCAGAGUGCUUCAGUUACAGCAUGUGUUGAGGUGGGCAAAUUUGGGUUAGAAGAAGAAGUUGAGAGGCUAAAGAGGGACAAGAAUGUACUUAUGCAGGAGCUUAUUAGGCUGCGGCAGCAGCAGCAAGCUAGUGAUCAUCAGUUACAGACAUUAAUGAAAAGCCUUAAAGGAAUGGAACAGAGGCAACAACAAAUGAUGUCAUUCUUGGCAAAGGCCAUGAGAAGCCCUGGGUUCUUUACACAACUUGUGGAGCAGAAUGAUAGAAGCAGACGCAUAACUGGAGUUAACAAAAAACGAAGGCUGCCGAAAGAAGGCAGUUCGGAUGGCGAAAAGCCUGAAGGGCAAAUAGUUAAGUACCAGCCAUUGAUCAAUGAAGCAGCCAAAGCAAUGUUGAGACAAAUUCUAAAAAUGAACACAUCUACUAUGCUGGAAUCUGUGGGCACUUCAGAUAAUCUUUUCAUAGAGAACUUCCAUUCUCCAUCUGAAACUUUUGAUAGCACUUCAAGUCUGAAUUCUGCUGUUACUCUUUCGGAUGUCCCUUCAAAUUCUGGAGUUUCAUUUAUGCCUGCGAGCUCUGGCUUUUCAGCAAUUUGCUCAGCUUCGGCUGAAUCAUCAGAUCAGUCUUCUGCCGUAGAUACAAAAAUGAUGGGAGCAGAUGAAUUGACAGACAUGGGAGUAUUAUCUGCAGUUCCGGAGGACAUUUCUUUAUCUCCAACUGAUAUUAGCAUUCCUGAGUUUCCUGAGCUACUCGAAAUAGUGGCCAAUGAUGAUACUAUUAACAUUCCGGUUGAGAACUUGGUUGUGCCAGAGCCGGAGAACUUGUAUGUUAACCCAAAUGUUUCGGCACUGCAAGAGGCUGUGCCUAUUGAGACAGAUGAUCACUCAGCAGAUUGCAAUGUCAACUUUCAUAAUACUGAUGAGAAGCUUCCGGGCAUUGUUGAUGCGUUUUGGGAACAAUUCCUCAUGGCUAGCCCUCUAUCAGGAGACACAGAGGAAGUCGAGUCCACCAUACAAGAAGCAAAGGAGUAUCAGCAAAGCAAUGUCGACAGCGAGUGGAACAGUACUCACCACAUGAAUCAUCUUACAGAACAGAUGGGACUUCUUUCUUCAGAUCCCAAGGUUUGAUGUGGGUGUUACAUAGCUUUAUAUGGCUAUCAAAAUCCCUGCCCUCCUUUGUGCUUGUAGGUGACAAUUUCUGUAUUCUGAUUUGUCCUUCUGUGUUGCUUUCUAUCAGGCCGGGAACUUUUCCAUGAAAUAUCAUUUAUAUAUAUCUGGUUUUGUAUCA
Messenger RNA from Musa acuminata AAA Group (dessert banana), 1996 nucleotides. Its product is annotated as heat stress transcription factor A-1. Gene Ontology annotation, cellular component: nucleus. The record is from RefSeq and is a predicted model, not a curated record. The transcript has 2 exons. Gene Ontology annotation, molecular function: DNA-binding transcription factor activity; RNA polymerase II cis-regulatory region sequence-specific DNA binding. Gene Ontology annotation, biological process: regulation of transcription by RNA polymerase II; cellular response to heat. Lineage: Eukaryota; Viridiplantae; Streptophyta; Magnoliopsida; Zingiberales; Musaceae. Bases 280 to 1836 code for a protein of 518 amino acids.